Closterium sp. Yama58-4 is the source of this 813-nucleotide messenger RNA. Lineage: Eukaryota; Viridiplantae; Streptophyta; Zygnematophyceae; Desmidiales; Closteriaceae. The record is from the annotation of a GenBank genome assembly.
AUGCAGCUGCCCGCGACGCCGCUCCUGGACCCUGUGCAGUCGCGCUCAGUCUCACCCGCGCCCUACCCUACCUGCUCCGCGCUGUUGCUCUGCACGCGCGGUUGCCCGCGCCCUCGUGCGCUCUACCCUACCUGCUCCGCGCUGUUGCUCUGCACGCGCGGUUGCCCGCGCCCUCGUGCGCUCUACCCUACCUGCUCCGCGCUGUUGCUCUGCACGCGCGGUUGCCCGCGCCCUCGUGCGCUCUACCCUACCUGCUCCGCGCUGUUGCUCUGCACGCGCGGUUGCCCGCGCCCUCGUGCGCUCUACCCUACCUGCUCCGCGCUGUUGCUCUGCACGCGCGGUUGCCCGCGCCCUCGUGCGCUCUACCCUACCUGCUCCGCGCUGUUGCUCUGCACGCGCGGUUGCCCGCGCCCUCGUGCGCUCUACCCUACCUGCUCCGCGCUGUUGCUCUGCACGCGCGGUUGCCCGCGCCCUCGUGCGCUCUACCCUACCUGCUCCGCGCUGUUGCUCUGCACGCGCGGUUGCCCGCGCCCUCGUGCGCUCUACCCUACCUGCUCCGCGCUGUUGCUCUGCACGCGCGGUUGCCCGCGCCCUCGUGCGCUCUACCCUACCUGCUCCGCGCUGUUGCUCUGCACGCGCGGUUGCCCGCGCCCUCGUGCGCUCUACCCUACCUGCUCCGCGCUGUUGCUCUGCACGCGCGCCCCGAGACGCGAAAACAGCCGCACCGAUACAGGUCAUGGAGCAGGCAAUUUUCCGUCGUGGAGCUCCGUGACCAAUCGUUCUCGCUUCACUCCCUGGCACUUUCCAGCAUAA